This is a messenger RNA of Gasterosteus aculeatus aculeatus (three-spined stickleback), 3547 nucleotides long. RefSeq lists its product as uncharacterized. Gene Ontology annotation, cellular component: nucleus. The record is from RefSeq and is a predicted model, not a curated record. Gene Ontology annotation, biological process: regulation of gene expression. Lineage: Eukaryota; Metazoa; Chordata; Actinopteri; Perciformes; Gasterosteidae.
CGGCUUUUUGUUUGGCUAGGCCGCAGCGGAGCCCGCGCGCGGGAAGGCGUUUGCUAACUUUGUUACGGUCUAACAGUUCACUUUUCCAGAUAACGCUCCCCGUGGCGCCUUUAAGUGUCACUCGGGCUUCCACGCUUCAGCUCAGCGGGGCUGAGUUAGUGUCGUUACGUCCAUGAAGUGUCACUUUCGUGCUAUCGGGCUGACUGUGCUAUCUGAGCUAAAGCUAGCUAAGCUAGCUUCGAGGAACUCUGUGUCUCGUUGACGCGGAGGGUCUCUGCUGGUUACACACGUUACCAAGUGCGUGUGGGGGGGUGGGUGAUCUUUUUGCCCUGUGUGAGGGCCACUGCUUUAUGAUGACAUGUUAUAUGAUGUGAAUUGUUAUAUCCCGGAAAUGGACGGGUUUGCAUCCUGUCUCAGGAGAUGACACCGGGUUUUGACUUAGAAUGCCGCAGUCCUGGUUUUAACACGGAGGUAAUCUGAGGCCGCAGUAUUGCAGUCAGGCCGAAGGACGAUCCGUGCGACAAAGGUUGGCGAGUCAAAACAAGGUCCGGGAAUGAAGGCGGUUGACUCCAAGAACAAAUGUUCUCCACGCCGGCUCCACUCGAAGCAACAACGUCCGUCCCUUCCCCUCUCCGCACUGCGCCUCCUCGUCCCGCCCAUCCGGCUGGUCUCCGCGGCCAUCUGGCAGACGGUGGAGCAGAAGAUCGUGUCGGACUAUGGGCUGCUGGAGGAGUUUGUGUACAUGGUCACAGAGAUGGUACCUCAACUCCUCUCCACGAGGCAGCGAGCCGAACUCAUUUUGGGUCUACGGGCGCGGCUGAUCCUGGAGCUGUGUCGCUCCGAGGAGACUGCUGAGCCCCACAUCAUCCAGCCACAUCUGGACCGAAUGCAGAACCUCAAGUCUCUGUGGAAUGUGGAGACCGAUAAUGCAGAACAAGACGUUUCAGACUCCCAAUUCAUGGGCCUUGUCCAAAGUCUGCUGAGAGAUCCUGAGGAGAGAAGAAACUUCUUCCAGGAUGUUUUCCCUGGAGACUUUGGCCCCACAUACGACAAAGCAAUCCAGACACUGAUGUGGCUGUUUCUGUCCAGACUGGAGAAGCUUCUUCCCACCCAAACUCUCCAACAGAUUGCCUCUCUGCUCAGCGACGCCUCAUCGGUUCUCAGCGACUGCAUGAAGACGUUUGCUCGACCUCAGGAGCUCAAAGCCCUGCUGGACACUCAGAAGGACCUCGGCCAAUUGGAAGACAUUGAAUCGUACAUUGUGGACAGCGGCAUCUUGUCGGCCCUGUGCCUCCCCCCCGUAGAACGAGUCCUGAUCGUCAGCGACCAGGCGGAGAGCGGCCUCAUGUACACGGUGUGCACAGAGAUGGAGGUGGAGUCCGAGAACAAGGGGGCGUACCCGGAGGGAGCCGAGCACUCCGGAGAGGGUGCGCAAGCCAAGUGGCGCGGGGUGAAGGCGGAAACCGACGCGGUGGUGGUCACGGACCCCGCGGAGGGCGUCGAGGGCGACGCGGCAGACGACCACAACUACGACCAGUCCGGCACGCUGAUGAUCGGCGAGGACGGCCAGGUGACGGUGCUCGACGGCGCCGAGAAGAAGCCGAACAAACGCGGCAGGAAGAAGAAGCGGCCCGACGAUGAGGACUACGAGGUGCAGGGCAAGCAGGAGGACCCGGACUUCGACGUGGCGUGGGAGAGGCCCGUGCGAAAGAACCGCGGGCUCAAGAUGAAGCGGUACCUGUCGCAGUGGAGGCGGUCGGGAAAGACGCAGGGCGCCGACGGCAGCCCCGAAAAGUGUGCCGACUCCCCGGCCAAAAGCAACGACCUGGACGAGAGGACGUGCAAGGUGUGCGGCGCGGUGGUGAGCCGCGCCAAGUUCCUGGAGCGCCACAUGAUCCGCCACUCGGGGGAGCUGCCGUACUCGUGUCCCGCGUGCAAGAGGUUUUACAAGAGCCUGCGUUGCUUGCAGCAGCACAGGUGCCCCAAUCAGGCGAAGGCGAAGCCCGGCAGGAAGGCGAAGGAGCAAGAGGCUGCGGCGGACGAGGGCGAACAGUCGUCCGGCGAGGCCGCCGCUGGGGGGCGGCGGCCCGACGCAGACGGAGACCCCGACGGCGAGGCCUCUUUAGAGGGCUCCUCCAAGGAGUCGGGACAGAAGAGCCCCGAGGAGAAGAGCCUGCUGGAGGGCCCGUUCUACUGUCCCCACUGCAGCGUCGAGUUCAAGUGCAAACAGACUUUCCGCUUCCACCUGCGGAACAUCUGCUACAACGAGCAGCAGGUGGACCCGGAGCAGCCGGAGGACGUGAAGCACUGCUUCCGCUGCGACGAGUGCGACAAGGCGUUCAAGUACAAGUCGACGCUGGAGUCCCACAAGCAGACGCACAACCCGCUGUACUGCGAGGUGUGCACGAAGCUGGUGCGCGACCCCGAGGCGCUCGCCAUGCACAAGGAGUCGCACACGCCGUUCCAGUGCAACCGCUGCGAGGAGAACUUCCCCGUGUUCAAGGCCCUGCACAAGCACUACAUCGACGUGCACGACCCCGUGGAGCCGUUCACCUGCACGCACUGCCUGACCACGUUCGCCAGCCUGAAGCGCUUCAUCCGGCACGAGUGGAAGCACACGGGCUACCAGCCCUUCCAGUGCCCCCACUGCAGCAAGCGCUUCCGCUCGUACUCGGACCUCGUGGAGCACCAGAAGAAGCACACCAAGGCGUACCCGUUCCUCUGCUGGGAGUGCGGCAAGAAGUUCCGUCACGGCGUCACGCUGACGCGGCACGUGGAGCGCGUGCACCACUCGGGCGAGCCGGUGUCGGAGAAGCCCGUGCCGACGUUCACGUGCGCGCAGUGCGGCAAGACCUUCACGUCCCGGAGGUGCCUGCUGAAGCACGACAACUUCCACCACAAGGGGCUGCGCUUCCCGUGCGAGUUCUGCGGGAAGGGCUUCUUCGGCAAGGACGCGCUGGUGCGCCACACGCUCAUCCACACGGGCGAGCGGCCCUUCAAGUGCGACGACUGCGACAAGUCCUUCCGCUCCGCCGCCGAGCUGAAGAUCCACCGCCGGUACCACACGGGGGAGCGGCCCUUCAAGUGCAACGUCUGCCAGAAGGGCUUCGUCCAGUCGUGCUUCCUCACCUUGCACAUGCGCACGCACACCGGGGAGAGACCGUACGUGUGCACGGUGUGCAGCAAAGGCUUCUCCAGCCUGCACGGCCUGAAGCGACACAGGAGACUCGUUCACGCGUAGUAGGCGCAGGGGGCGUCGGCCUGCAGACGCCCCCCCCCCCCCGCCCCGAGGUGGCGGGUUGAAGGCCAGGCGUUCCAGUAGAGCGCCGCCGUCCUCCACACGUCGCUGUCGCAGCGUGUGUUGUUGGGAACUGUGUAAUUGUAUAGUGCAUUAUGAAGAAUAUAAUGUAACUUUGUAUUUUUUACAGAAAUGUUUGCUGUAGUUCUACAUAAUAUUUGUAUGUAUAAACAAUAUAACCCUUCAUUCCUUUGGGAAUUGACUUCUUUUCUUGAAUAAAUUGAACAUUUGAUUCCAUUAGGCAUUCAA